UCAUAGCAUAUAAAUCACACUUCUCUCGCUCCGUCAAAGCCAAAAACCCUAAAGAGGAAGAAGAGUGUGAGCAGCCAAAAAAAUGGUGCAGCGUCUUGUAUACCGUUCGCGUCACAGCUACGCCACCAAAUCGAACCAGCACAGGAUCCUCAAAACCCCUGGUGGUAAAUUGACAUUCCAGACCACUAAAAAGCGUGCUAGUGGACCAAAAUGCCCCGUUACCGGCAAGCGUAUUCAGGGUAUCCCUCACUUGAGGCCUGCUGAGUACAAGAGAUCUAGGUUGUCAAGGAACAGGAGAACCGUGAACCGUGCUUAUGGUGGUGUUUUGUCUGCUUUGGCUGUUAGAGAAAGAAUCGUUCGUGCUUUCCUUGUGGAGGAGCAGAAGAUAGUGAAGAAGGUGUUGAAGCUCCAAAAGGCUAAGGAAAAGGGUGCUCCCAAGAACUAGAUCCUAUAUAACAUUUGUGUACUCUUCGUCUUCCAAAUUCUUAAGCUUUUUGUAUUCGUUUGUCUUUGACUUUGUCGACGUUUCAGCAAAUCUUGGGUUUUGUUUUCUCGUUUAAAUGUCUGGUUUAACAAUAUCACGUUUCUACUCUGCUUCUAUGGUGUUUAACAAUGUGAUCUAUAUUACUCGGUUAAUAAAUUGUGCAAUUCAAAGUA
This is a messenger RNA of Raphanus sativus (radish), 657 nucleotides long. Its product is annotated as 60S ribosomal protein L34-2. The record is from RefSeq and is a predicted model, not a curated record. Gene Ontology annotation, molecular function: structural constituent of ribosome. Gene Ontology annotation, biological process: translation; ribosome biogenesis. Lineage: Eukaryota; Viridiplantae; Streptophyta; Magnoliopsida; Brassicales; Brassicaceae. The transcript is spliced from 4 exons. The coding region runs from base 83 to 445 and encodes 120 amino acids. Gene Ontology annotation, cellular component: ribosome; cytosolic large ribosomal subunit.